Messenger RNA from Paramormyrops kingsleyae, 3821 nucleotides. RefSeq names its product insulin-like growth factor 2. Lineage: Eukaryota; Metazoa; Chordata; Actinopteri; Osteoglossiformes; Mormyridae. Gene Ontology annotation, cellular component: extracellular region. Gene Ontology annotation, molecular function: protein serine/threonine kinase activator activity; hormone activity; growth factor activity. Gene Ontology annotation, biological process: positive regulation of MAPK cascade; positive regulation of activated T cell proliferation; positive regulation of insulin receptor signaling pathway. The record is from RefSeq and is a predicted model, not a curated record.
ACUGUAGCCUGUCGUCUGAUCUUGGGACCGUUUCACGUAACAUCUUUAUUGCCGCAACAUCUGGGGAAGUAAUUAAUUUGCAACUUCAAUACCAAAUACAAUAACAUAUACGGCGCGAUUCAGGCAUGGAAAACCUGCUACGACAGCGCUACUGUUUUCUCUGUCACACCUGCUUAAGAACUGAAAAAAGGACGAAGAUCGGAAAGAUGCACCCGUUGAAGGUACUUCAGAUGAUUACCAUUGCAUUCUCCUUAUUCGUCCAGUCGGUUUCGUCUGAGACUCUGUGCGGCGGGGAGCUGGUGGACGCGCUGCAGUUCGUGUGUGGCAGCCGGGGCUUUUAUUUUAGUAGACCAACCAGCCGGUUCAACAGCCGGCGGACGCAGAACGGCAUUGUGGAGGAGUGCUGCUUUAAAAGCUGCAGCCUGCGUCUGCUGGAGCAGUACUGCGCAAAGCCGUCCAAGUCCGAGCGGGAUGUGUCCGCCACCGCCCUCCCCGCCGUGACAGCCCUGCCUGUGAUAAACAAGGAUGUCCCAAGAAAAUCCUUGACCAUGAAGUAUUCCAAAUAUAUAAUUUGGCAGCGAAAGGCGGCCCAGAGGCUGCGAAGGGGGAUCCCUUCAAUUCUUCGAGCCAAAUGCAGGCGGCAGGCAGGGAAAAUGAAGGCCCAGGAGCAGGUGACCCUCCACAGACCUCUUAUCAGCCUCCACAGCAAUCUGCAUUCAGUCAUGCCGCCCACAGAAAACUAUGUCAUCAACAAAUGAAUUCAGGAUUGUUUGUACAGACAAGAGUUCAACAAAAAAGACCAGGGGAUUAUAGCUUUCUAUGACAUCACAACUAUGCCAGUCUUCUGAAGUCUUAAUCCUCGCCAUCUCUUACCCUCAUAUAUACACAUUCUCCUGUUUUUAGCUGUCUUUCUCUCCCACACACACAUAUAUGCUCAAAUAAAAAAUAGGUAAAUACGAAAAACAAAAAAAAAAGUGAAGAAAAGAAGAUGAAAGAGGUUUACGGCUUGGCAAGCAACAAGAGGACACAUAGCAGAAUGGUUUUAUUGGGGAGGAAAACAAAAUGUGAAAAGCAAGUAUAAAAGACCAUUACAAGCCAGCUUUCAGAGAAAAAAGGGCACCUUUUUGUUCCAUAUUAGAUUGCACCUGUUACUAUAAAGAAGUAUAUCCACACUGUAAGGAAUUAUUUUAUUCAAUUAGAUUCCUGUUCCAGCACCUUUUAAUAAGAAACAAAAAUGCAGAAAGAGCCUGCAAUUGCACAUUGCUAUGGAUUUUGUUUUAAAGUAAAUACAAAUUGCACUUUUUUUCUUUCUUUUUUUCAAAUAAUGAACAUGUAGCUCAAAAAUGUCCCGGUGCUACCUUUGGGAAAGGACUCGAAGUUUUAAAAGUUUAAAAAAGAUGCAGAUUUUUUUUUUCUUUGAAAAAUGAUUAAACUUUCUGUUUUAGGAAAAAAGUGUGACUUUGGGGAAAAAAAUAAUUGCUUGCAUUUGGAAAACCUGGAUUUUGUUGGAUACAGAGUGGUAUCCCACAAUGCACCUGUGUCAUGGAAGGUGGAUACAUUAGGGCAUCUGUACUGUUUGAAGUCAUGCUGUAGUGCUCACAAGGGGGAAACAGCGUGGGGAUGAGCAGAGAGGUAAUGUCAUACCUCUGCAAAACCAACAAAAGGCCCCUUUGCUGUAAAAAUGAAACAUCAUCUUAUUCUGACAGAACUUCAGUCAGUUACAGAGAAAGUGUGACAUGUUUCUGUUUUUCUUUUCAUUCUUUGCUGAAAGCAAAAAGCAAAAAAAAAAAAAAGAUAAAAAAGGUCUUAUUCUUGUAUCAUGACAUUCCACAUCACAAAAUAGAAAUGUUAAUUUUUAAGAUAUUUUACUGUUGUCAUCAAUAUUUUACAUUUCUAAAAAAGGCACAGAGAAAAACAUUAGUAGUAGGAACUAACAUUUUGUUUUAUAUUGUUUAUCAGUAGUAUUUACAUGCUUUUGCUUGACAACAAAUACUUGAAUGUGUGAUUAGUUUCCAGGGACACCAUGUUUCAAUGUCUUGAGCUGUGUCUUGGAAAAUGAGUUGCCAAGCCUUUUUAACACAGACAAUGAUGGCACUGUAUAAAUACAUUAUUUAUUUUGUGAAAAUAAGUACAAUAUUCAUAUAGAAUUCAUUUUCAUAUAUGUCAAGUAUAUGAAAAUUGUUCUCAAAUACACUUAGCACUGAAGCACAUCUGACAGGCUUGUUUUUUUUUUUACUUUUUUUUUAAUCUGUGAUGCAUUUUGUAGAUGCUUUGUACCAAAAAAAAACUCUUUAUUCUCCUUAUGCCAAGUUGUAUUGAUAUUUUUUGUCAUUUGUAUGUUUGAUUUGCCUAGAAUGCCAAUUAAUGUCUAGCAUGGCCAUUUCACCACAAUAAUGAUACCAUAGGAAAAACAGCAGUAUUCAAGAAUGUCUUGAAAUGUAUGUCAAAAUAUUAUGUCAGUUAUUUCCUGUGCAUUAUUAUGUUAUCAACUUUAUUAUACAUUUUUUGUAGAAUGUGUGUAUUAUUUGCACUUGGCCUUUUGUCGUAUUGUGGGUUUAUGUUCUUGGUCAGGUGACCGAUUUGUAGUCACAACUGUUCCUUGAACUUGAUGAUAUCGAGCUGGGUGAGGCACAGAGUGUGAUAUCAAGCUGGAUGAGUUAGAGAGUAUGAUAUCAAGCUGGGUGAGUUAGAGAGUAUGAUAUCAAGCUGGGUGAGUUAGAGAGUGUGAUAUAGAGCUGGAUGAGUUAGAGAGUGUGAUAUCGAGCUGGGUGAGAUAGAGAUUGUGAUAUAGAGCUGGGUGAGUUAGAGAGUGUGAUAUACAGCUGGGGAGAGAGCAGAGAGUGUUCUUUUUUGUUGUUUUGUUCUCCUGAUAUUCUGAAUGACUGGUUCCUACGGGUCAGGUGAAUACAGUGCUCUGUAUAUGUGCAAAACAAGAGGACAUGACGGUCACACAUCACACCAGGUCACAUUAACAGUCUCAGCCAUCCCUCCAAAUGCAAUGCCAGCAGUAGUCAAUACUACUAGUGUUCCAUCCACCCUCAUCGUAUAUUAGUAAAAAAGUUCCUAUGUUGAACAUAAGUGUGAGAACUCAGGAAAUCAUGCACACAUGGAAACACACACACAUAUAUUUAGAGCGAUCUAGAUCAAGGGUGGUGUACAGACUACUUUAAAAGGACGACAAUAGUUUAAAAACUACCUGAUAAGUCUAACAGAAUGUAUUUUUGCUUGCUCUGUGAAGUCGACUUUUACCAGUCCCACUGGCAAAGGUAAGGCUGAAGGUAAAGAAGAAACAUUCUUGCUACUUCCUCUCCAGCCUUGGCUAGGCAGAGGCGGAGCUCUGUCGGUGUGAACCAGCGACCUGACCCUGUCGGGCAAAGUGUAUGUCCAAGGGAUUCUGCUUAGUCACGGGAUGUAGGUGUCUUUCUGAACAAUUAAUGGUCUUGAGAUAAGAUAUAUAUAUAUAUAUAUAUAUAUAUAUAUAUAUAUAUAUAAUAUGCUUGUUUGAGUCAUGUUACAAACCAGUGCAAUUAUGGUUGAUAUUUUUUAUUUUGAGUUUCUAGAAUUGUUUUUCCAAUGACUUUACAAUAUGGUUUGCUGAAUAGUGUCUGUUUCCUCCUAAGACUACAAUCAUACGUGUUACUUGUCUUUUGAAAGACAUAGUUGAAGAGAACCACUUUUAGGAAACUAAGUAUGUGACAUUUAUUUGCCAAUGAGAAUGUUUUAGGAGCUCCCUGAGCCCAUGUGUAUUUCACUUCCGCACGUUAGAACAUCUUAAAAUGCACUAUCCAUCUACUCUGGUUUAAUAAAACAAUUUAUCAUCU